Messenger RNA from Ramularia collo-cygni, 1386 nucleotides. Its product is annotated as related to acyl-CoA dehydrogenase, medium-chain specific, mitochondrial precursor. The record is from RefSeq and is a predicted model, not a curated record. Lineage: Eukaryota; Fungi; Ascomycota; Dothideomycetes; Mycosphaerellales; Mycosphaerellaceae. Gene Ontology annotation, molecular function: flavin adenine dinucleotide binding; oxidoreductase activity, acting on the CH-CH group of donors. The transcript is spliced from 3 exons. The coding region runs from base 1 to 1386 and encodes 461 amino acids.
AUGACAGAGCAUCCUGCGCUCGCCCGAAUUCCAGUCUGGGUGCAAGAGAAGCUAUCACCGAAAGCUAUCGAGACCAUUAAACACGUCUUUGAAUGGGUCGAGAAUGAAUGUGUACCAGCCGAGCCCAUAUUCAAAGCCCAAUUAAAAAAAUAUGGAAACUGGAAGRCUCCUCCCAUCAUCACAGAAUUGCGAGAAAAGGCGAAGAAACAAGGACUCUUUAAUCUCUUCCUCCCCAAAAGUUUUGGAGAGUUGAGUCCUGGACUUACGAAUCUCGAGUAUGCUUGCUGUGCCGAGAUUAUGGGAAGAUGCUAUUGGGCGGCACAGACCAUGAAUUGCCACGCACCAGACACUGGCAACAUGGAGUUGCUAGCCAAAUACUGCAACGAAGAGCAGAAGAAGAAGUGGCUGCUCCCUCUUCUCGAAGGCAAGACAUUCUCUGCAUACAGCAUGACAGAGCCGGAUGUAGCCUCUUCAGAUGCAACCAACAUUUCAUGCCGAAUUACGAAAGAUCCACAGGACUCCAAUACCUUGAUUAUCAAUGGCAGGAAGCUUUACGGAAACUGCAAAUGGAAUGAUGAGCUGGGUUUCUACAUUCUCAUGGCGUGUUCGGAUCCGGGGAAUCCAUCCCCCUGGAAACGACAUACAAUGGUCAUUGUACCUAGGGAUACCCCAGGUUUCAGCAUGGUGCGGAAUCUUACCAUCAUGGGUUAUGAUCACGCACCUGAAGGCCAUGGAGAAUAUCUAUAUGAGAAUGCCAGAGUUCCUGCAGAGAAUAUUAUCCUAGGAGAAGGCCGUGCUUUUGAGAUCGCGCAGGGGAGACUUGGACCAGGCCGUAUUCACCAUUGCAUGCGUCUUAUCGGACAGACCGAGAGGGCAUAUGAACUGGCUCUUUUACGAUGUACAGACCCAGCAAAGAAGCCUCGCGGUAAGCUCCUCGCCGAAUUCGACUCCAAUGUUGAAAAGCUGGCUACGAUGCGCAUGGAGCUGGAUAGUAUGCGUCUGGUAGUGAUGAAUGCCGCCCACACGAUGGAUGUUCAAGGGAACAAAGCUGGUCGCUAUGCCAUUGCUCAAUCCAAAGUACUGGUUCCAAUCGCUGCUGCCAAGAUCAUURACGAGUGUAUGCAGUUGUAUGGUGGACAAGGUCUCACGCAGCAUACCGCUUUGCCGGAGAUGUGGACUUAUGCAAGAUUUGUACGAAUUGCAGAUGGGCCGGAUGCAGCGCAUAGGCACCAAGUGGGUCGAGAUCAGAUCAAGACCGCGCCUGUGUUUAGAGAGAGGCAUGAGGGAUAUGAGAAACGAUAUAAAGAGCUGUGUGAGAUUUGGGGAGUUGAAGAGGAGACGUUCGACGAUCCUCGACGAGUCUCUGCGAGAACGAGCAAACUUUGA